Molecule: messenger RNA, 8428 nt
Organism: Sinocyclocheilus rhinocerous
Lineage: Eukaryota; Metazoa; Chordata; Actinopteri; Cypriniformes; Cyprinidae
Product: filamin-C-like
Exons: 48
Coding region: 26-7987 (2653 amino acids)
Biological process (GO): actin cytoskeleton organization
Molecular function (GO): actin filament binding
Source: RefSeq, a predicted model, not a curated record
CCUGGAAGUUCUCAGCCAGAAGAAAAUGUACAGAAAGUACCACGCCAGACCCAAUUUCAGGCAGAUGAAGCUGGAGAACGUGUCCGUCGCGCUAGAGUUUUUAGAACGGGAACACAUCAAACUAGUGUCUAUAGAUAGUAAAGCUAUAGUGGACGGCAACUUAAAACUGAUCCUGGGGCUCAUAUGGACCCUUAUCCUGCACUACUCCAUUUCCAUGCCCAUGUGGGAGGAUGAGGACGAUGAAGAUGCCAGGAAGCUGACACCCAAACAGCGCCUUCUGGGCUGGAUCCAGAACAAGGUCCCCCAGCUGACCAUCAACAACUUCCACAGGGACUGGAGAGAUGGCAAAGCCCUCGGUGCCCUGGUGGAUAAUUGCGCACCUGGCCUGUGUCCGGACUGGGAGACAUGGGACCCGAGUCAGCCAGUGGAGAAUGCAAGAGAAGCCAUGCAACAAGCCGACGACUGGCUCGGUGUGCCUCAGGUGAUUGCUCCAGAGGAGAUUGUGGAUCCUAACGUAGACGAGCACUCAGUGAUGACCUACCUGUCUCAGUUCCCCAAAGCCAAACUCAAACCUGGUGCCCCACUGCGAUCUAAAACCCUGCACCCCAAGAGAGCCAAGGCCUACGGCCCAGGUAUUGAGCCCAAAGGUAACGUUGUGUUGAGGCCAGCUGAGUUUGUGGUGGAGACUGUGGAGGCCGGGCUUGGAGAGGUGUUGGUGUACAUUGAGGAUCCAGAGGGCCACACAGAAGAGGCCAGAGUAAUUCCCAACAAUGACAGGAACAGGAGCUACUCUGUGGUCUAUGUCCCAAAAGUGGAGGGUCUGCAUAAGGUGAAGGUGUUGUUUGCUGGACAGGACAUUGACAGAAGCCCUUUCCUGGUAAAUGUGUCUAAAGCACUGGGAGACCCGAACAAGGUGCAGGCCCGUGGGCCAGGUUUGGAACCGGUGGGCAAUGUGGCCAAUAAACCCACCUAUUUUGACAUCUACACAGCAGGUGCAGGAGCUGGUGAUGUCGGUGUGAUCAUUGUGGACUCUCAGGGCCGCAGAGACACAGUGGAGAUCAUUCUGGAAAACAAGGGCGACAGUGUUUUCCGCUGCACUUACUGCCCCAUUCUGGAGGGCCCUCAUACUAUAUAUGUGACAUUUGCUGGCCAGCAGAUACCAAGAAGCCCUUUCAGUGUCCACAUCUCAGAGGCUCCUCCGAGCGGCCGGCAGAUCGGCUCCCCGGUUCACAUAAUCCCUCAGUCUAUACGCACGCCGCCCUCAGAAAAGGCCAAGAAAAUGCCUCCCCCAACACCACCCAAACCCAGGCGACCAACGAGUAACCCGAAUGCCUGUCGGGCCAUUGGGCGUGGCCUGCAGCCCAAGGGUGUGCGUGUGAAGGAGGUGGCCGACUUUAAGGUGUACACAAAGGGAGCAGGCAGUGGAGAACUACGUGUUCAAGUCAAAGGGCCAAGAGGUGGCGAUGAGCCUGUGAAGGUGCAAGACCUGGGAGACGGUGUGUACGAAUGUGAUUACUACCCCAUUUUCACUGGAAAAUACAUUAUCACCAUUACUUGGGGUGGCCACGCCAUUCCCCGUAGCCCAUUUGAGGUGAUCAUAAGUGAAGAUGCAGGCUCUCAGAAGGUGAGGGCUUGGGGUCCAGGCCUGGAGACGGGCAUUGUGGGCAAAUCAGCUGACUUUGUGGUCGAGGCCAUUGGCACUGAGGUUGGAACUCUGGGUUUCUCCAUCGAAGGCCCCUCACAGGCUAAGAUAGAGUGUGAUGAUAAGGGAGAUGGAUCUUGUGAUGUUUUGUACUGGCCCACCGAGCCUGGUGACUAUGCGGUCCAUGUCAUUUGUGAUGAUGAAGAUAUCAAAGACAGCCCCUUCAUGGCCCACAUCCUCCCUGCAGCCAAUGACGUCUUCCCUGAGAAGGUUAAGUGCUACGGCCCUGGGCUAGAACCAACUGGGUGCAUUGUAAACAAACCUGCAGAAUUUACAAUUGACUCCAGUGGAGCUGGAAGAGGACAUCUACAGAUUUACGCUCAGGACUCAGAAGGCUUCCCCAUCAACAUCCAGAUCACAGAUAAUGGUGACAGCACAUAUUUCUGCGUCUACAUACCCACCAAGCCCAUCAAACACACUAUCAUCAUCACCUGGGGAGAGGUCAACGUUCCCAAUAGUUCAUUCAGGGUAACCAUUGGAGAAGGCAGUCACCCAGAGAACGUGAAGGUUCAUGGACCAGGAGUGGAGAAGACUGGCUUGAAGGCCAAUGAACCCACAUACUUUACUGUGGAUUGCAGCGAGGCUGGACAAGGAGAUGUCAGCAUUGGGAUUAAGUGUGCUCCUGGCGUGGUGGGACCUGCUGAAGCAGAUAUUGAUUUUGACAUCAUUAAAAAUGACAAUGACACAUUCACAGUGAAGUAUACACCUCCUGGAGCUGGACGCUACACCAUCAUGGUGCUAUUUGCUGAUCAAGAAAUUCCAAUUAGCCCCUUCCGUAUCAAAGUCGAUCCAUCCCAUGAUGCCAAUAAGGUGAAAGCAGAGGGUCCUGGACUCAACAAGACCGGUGUGGAAGUGGGCAAGCCGACCCACUUCACCAUCUACACUAAAGGAGCAGGCAAGGCCACGCCUGAGGUUCACUUCACCACAGCUGGGAAAGGAGAAGCCGUCAGUGACUUUGAGAUCAUUGAUAACCACGACUAUUCUUUCACUGUGCGUUACACUGCAUUACAGCAGGGUAACAUGAGCAUAUCUGUGUGCCAUGGCGGUGACCCCAUCCCCAAAAGCCCUUUUACCAUCACUGUUGCUCCUCCUUUGGAUAUCAACAAGGUCAAAGUUCAAGGACUCAACAACAAAGUGGAUGUAGGGAAAGAUGAGGAGUUUACCAUUAAUGCACGCGGCGCAGGAGGUCAAGGAAAGGUGGACGUCAAGAUUACCUCACCUUCUCGCCGACCAAUCCCUUGCAAGGUUGAAUCUGGAGCAUCCAAUGAGGUGCACACUGUUAAGUAUAUUCCCCCCGAAGAGGGGCCCUACAAAGUGGACAUCAGCUAUGAUGGAAACCCCGUGCCUGGAAGUCCUUUCACGGUGGAGGGAGUGAUGCCUCCAGAUCCCUCAAAGGUGCGAGCCAACGGCCCUGGCCUGAAGGGAGGUAUUGUGGGUAAACCCGCUCCAUUUGCCAUCGACACCAAAGGUGCAGGUACAGGGGGUCUCGGGCUGACUGUGGAGGGCCCGUGUGAAGCCAAGAUCGAGUGCCAGGACAACGGCGACGGAUCUUGCUCAGUGUCCUAUCUGCCCACUGAGCCUGGAGAGUAUUCCAUUAACAUCAUGUUUGCUGAUGCUCACAUCCCUGGUUCUCCAUUCAAAGCCAUGGUUCAGUCUGUCUUUGACCCCAGCAAGGUCACAGCUAGCGGACCAGGGCUGGAGAGAGGAAAGGUCAACGAAGCGGCGUCGUUCACGGUGGACUGCUCUAAAGCAGGCGAGGCGGAGUUGACCAUCGAAAUUAUUUCAGAUUCAGGAGCGCAGGCUGAGGUUCAUGUGCAGAAUAACAGCGAUGGAACAUAUUCUAUCACCUACAUUCCUCCUUUCCACGGAAUGUACACCAUCACGAUUAAAUAUGGAGGACAUGCAGUGCCGAAGUUCCCUGCAAGGGUGCAGGUAGAUCCUGCUCUCGAUACCAGCGGAAUCAAGGUCUACGGUCCAGGAGUGGAACCCAGAGGGGUACUCCGAGAGGUCACUACACACUUUGUCGUUGACACUCGGGUUCACAGCAAGAUGGGUGGAAACCACAUCAAAGUUCGUAUUGUUAACCCAUCAGGUGCCAACACUGAUGCGUUCACCACCGACAAAGGAGAUGGCACUUACAGAGUGGAAUAUACAGCAUAUGAGGAUGGUGUGCAUCUGUUAGAGGUGCUGUAUGAUGACGUACCUGUCCCCAAGAGCCCGUUUAGGGUGGCGGUAACCGAAGGUUGUGAUCCCAGCCGUGUACGUGCCUACGGUCCCGGUCUGGAAGAGGGUCUGGUCAACAAACCCAACCGCUUCACUGUGGAAACCAGGGGUGCUGGCACGGGUGGUCUUGGAUUGGCUAUCGAGGGUCCAUCAGAAGCUAAGAUGUCUUGUAAAGAUAACAAAGAUGGCAGCUGUAGCGUGGAGUAUAUUCCUUUCACUCCUGGAGAAUAUGACGUCAACAUCACUUUCGGAGGUCUGCCUAUCCCAGGUAGUCCAUUCAGGGUGCCUGUGAGGGAGCUGGUGGAUCCUAGUAAGGUGAAGUGUUCUGGUCCUGGUUUGGGCAGUGGAGUUAGAGCCCACGUUCCUCAGACCUUCACCGUGGACUGCAGCAAAGCUGGACUCGCCCCACUGGAGGUGCUGCUGUAUGGACCUACAGGUGUGACAGAGCCAGUGAAUAUCACAGACAAUGGUGAUGGCACACACACGGUGAUCUACACUCCUACUAAAGAUGGACCGUACACUGUGUGUGUCAAAUAUGCAGACCAAGAAGUGCCACGCAGUUCAUUUAAGAUCAAGGUGUUGCCUGCUCAUGAUGCCAGUAAAGUCCGUGCCAGCGGUCCUGGACUGAACACUUCCGGGGUUCCCGCCAGCCUGCCGGUGGAGUUCACCAUCGAUGCCCGUGACGCAGGCGAGGGUCUUCUUACUGUACAGAUACUGGACCCAGAAGGAAAACCAAAGAAAGCAAACAUUCGAGAUAACAGAGACGGAACAUACACCGUGUCCUACGUCCCAGAUAUGACAGGACGCUACACUAUUACAAUCAAAUAUGGCGGAGAUGAGAUCCCAUACUCCCCCUACCGCAUACAUGCUCUGCCCAGUGGAGAUGCCAGCAAAUGUCUUGUGACAGUGUCGAUUGGUGGACACGGAUUGGGCUCUGGGCUCGGACCUACUAUUCAAAUCGGCGAGGAGACCGUUAUCACUGUGGAUACAAAGGCUGCUGGGAAGGGGAAGGUCACCUGCAAAGUGUCAACUCCAGACGGGGCGGAGCUAGACGUGGAUGUGGUGGAGAACGCGGACGGGACAUUUGAUAUCUAUUAUACCGCUCCAGAACCUGGGAAAUACGUCAUCACCAUCCGCUUUGGAGGAGAGCACAUUCCUAACAGCCCCUUCCAUGUGGUGGCCACGGAGGAACCAGUCACUGCAGUGGACGCCAUGGAGCCAAUGCUUCGCCCGUUCAAUCUGGUCAUUCCAUUUACUGUACAAAAGGGGGAGAUUACAGGUGAGGUACAUAUGUCCUCUGGUAAAACCGCCCGUCCUCACAUCACUGAUAACAAGGACGGGACUGUGACGGUCAAAUAUGCCCCCACCGAGAAGGGCCUACAUGAGAUGGACAUCAAAUAUGAUGGGAAUCACAUUCCAGGAAGUCCACUGCAGUUCUAUGUAGAUGCCAUUAACAGCGGGCAUGUGAAUGCAUAUGGCCCUGGUCUGAGUCAUGGCAUGGUCAACAAAUCCGCCACCUUCACAAUCGUCACUAAGGAUGCUGGAGAAGGUGGUCUGUCUUUGGCAGUGGAAGGCCCCUCUAAGGCAGAGAUCAGCUGUAAGGAUAAUAAAGAUGGCACCUGCACUGUGUCCUACCUGCCAACAGCCCCAGGAGACUAUAAUAUAAUCGUCAAGUUUGAUGACAAGCACAUCGCUGGAAGCCCCUUUACAGCCAAGAUCACAGGUGAUGACUCCAUGAGGACAUCCCAGCUGAACGUUGGCACGGCCACAGACGUGUCACUGAAGAUCACAGAGACGGACCUGAGCUCCCUGACCGCGAGCAUCAGAGCCCCAUCUGGCAACGAGGAGCCCUGCCUGCUGAAGAGACUGCCAAACCGCCACAUUGGAAUAUCCUUCACUCCUAAAGAGGUGGGUGAGCAUGUGGUCAGCGUGAAGAAGAAUGGAAAACACGUGACCAACAGCCCAUUCAAGAUCAUGGUGGGCCAGUCUGAGAUCGGAGAUGCCAGUAAGGUGAAGGUGUUUGGGAAAGGACUGAUAGAAGGACACACCUUUGAAGUGGCUGAGUUCAUCGUGGACACCAGAAGUGCAGGUUAUGGAGGUCUCGGUCUGUCCAUCGAGGGGCCCAGCAAAGUUGACAUUAACUGUUCGGAUGUGGACGACGGAACAUGCAAAGUGACCUACUGCCCAACCGAACCCGGAACUUACAUCAUCAACAUCAAAUUCGCCGACCAACAUGUGCCAGGAAGUCCAUUUACAGUGAAGGUUCUGGGUGAGGGAAGAAUGAAGGAGAGUAUCACCAGAAAGAGGCAGGCGCCCUCUAUUGCCACGGUGGGCAGCACUUGCGACCUCAACCUCAAGAUUCCAGGGAACUGGUUUCAGAUGGUUUCGGCCCAAGAGCGACUCACCCGUACCUUCACACGCAGCAGCCACACCUACACGUGUACGGAGCGCACCGAGAUCAGCAAGACCCGUGCUGGCGAGACCAAACGGGAAGUGCGGGUGGAAGAGAGCACCCAGGUGGGGGGUGAUCCCUUCAGGGAUGUUUUCGGUGGAUUUCUGGGCAGGGAGAAGCUGGGACCCUUCAGCAGUGCCCAGGGCCGACAAUCAGAGGGUGAAUCAGGUACGCAGGAAAUGACCGCACAGGUGACGAGUCCCAGCGGUAACACAGAGGAUGCUGAGAUCAUAGAAGGAGAGGACAGCACCUAUAGUGUGCGUUUUGUGCCUCAGGAGAUGGGCCCCCACACUGUCAAUGUCAAAUACAGGGGACAGCAUGUCCCUGGAAGCCCCUUCCAGUUCACUGUGGGGCCCCUGGGAGAGGGAGGGGCCCAUAAGGUUCGGGCUGGUGGUACUGGAUUGGACAGGGGUGUGGCUGGAGUUCCAGCUGAGUUCAGUAUCUGGACCCGUGAGGCCGGUGCUGGCGGUUUGUCCAUAGCUGUUGAGGGGCCCAGCAAAGCAGAGAUUUCCUUUGAGGACAGGAAGGAUGGUUCCUGUGGGGUGACCUAUGUAGUACAGGAACCUGGUGACUAUGAGGUGUCAAUCAAAUUUAACGAUGAGCAUAUCCCAGACAGCCCGUUCAUUGUUCCUAUUGCAUCAGUGUCAGAUGACGCCCGCCUACUUACCGUCACCAGCCUGCAGGAGAUGGGUCUGAAGGUGAACCAAGAGGCCUCGUUUGCCGUGCAGCUGAACGGAGCGAGAGGGGCAAUUGAUGCUAAGGUGCACACACCAUCUGGAGCAGUGGAGGAGUGUUACAUCACUGAGCUAGACAAUGAUAAGCAUGCCAUACGGUUUAUUCCACGGGAGAACGGCGUCCACUCCAUCGAUGUCCGUUUUAAUGGGAGUCACAUCCCAGGCAGUCCCUUCAAGAUCCGUGUUGGGGAACCCGGCCAGGCAGGAGAUCCAGGAAUGGUGACGGCUUUUGGGCCUGGCCUAGAGGGGGGAACUACAGGUGUACCCUCAGAUUUCAUUGUAAACACGUGUAACGCUGGCUCAGGAGCUCUGUCGGUCACCAUCGACGGCCCAUCGAAGGUGAAGAUGGAUUGUCAGGAGUGUCCAGAAGGAUACAAGGUCACCUACACACCCAUGGCUCCCGGCAGCUACCUCAUCUCCAUCAAAUAUGGAGGACCGCAGCAUAUCGUGGGCAGCCCCUUCAAAGCCAAAGUCUCUGGUGCACGUCUGUCCGGAGGACACUCUCUACACGAAACAUCAUCGGUUCUGGUGGAAACGGUGAUGAAAUCAUCAUCGUCAGUGGCCGGAUCUUUCUCUACUCUGCCAAAGUUCUCGUCCGACGCCAGUAAGGUGAUCUCCAGGGGGGCCGGACUCUCCAAAGCCUUCAUUGGCCAGAAGAACACCUUCACGGUGGACUGCAGUAAAGCAGGGACAAACAUGUUAAUGGUAGGAGUGCACGGGCCAAAGACUCCCUGUGAGGAAGUGUACGUCAAACACAUGGGCAACAGAAUGUACAAUGUCACAUACACAGUGAAGGAGAAAGGCGACUACAUCCUGAUAGUCAAAUGGGGAGAAGAAAUGGUGCCCGGAAGCCCUUUCCACGUCACCGUGCCUUAAAGACUGUCUUUAAACCCUCUCCACUAUGCAAAGACUCUACUGAUCGUCCUGGGAAAGAGAGGGGACUCACCGACAAUGCCUUUUCAUGACAUAUUAAUCAAGAAAACGUCUUUGUCUUCUUUAUCUGCAUAUGCUUUAUCCAAAGUCCAUUAUGUGCUCAUUUCACACUCGGAAAUGUACCGUAAUAUUUUUUUGUAUUUUAGAUGUUGUGAGACUAGAGAAUGUUUGAUGGAGAAGAGAAGUGAAUGAUGAAAUGCUCAUUUGAAGAUGCUACAUGCUAAAAACACAUCCAUCUUGUUACCAAAAUUACUGUCCGGACCAUUUACAGACAUAAUUUACCACUAAAACUGGUCUUAUUUUUUAUGAUGGAAUAACAUGAAUUAGUCUGGACUAGGUUUGAAGCCAGUCCUGAUCAAAGGCUUAGUUUGAACAACCUGAUGU